Patella vulgata (common limpet) is the source of this 2930-nucleotide messenger RNA. RefSeq names its product battenin. Gene Ontology annotation, cellular component: membrane. The record is from RefSeq and is a predicted model, not a curated record. Bases 1014 to 1970 code for a protein of 318 amino acids. The transcript is spliced from 13 exons. Lineage: Eukaryota; Metazoa; Mollusca; Gastropoda; Patellidae.
UGUUUUUGGGGAGUAGAACCGAACUGAAAAAUAGAAGCCCAUGUGAUAUGGCGGGGCAGCUACUGAUUCACUGUUUACGUCUGGAUGAUAUACUUAUCUCGAUUUAACUUAUUUUUCAUAAUAUUUAAGAUAUCAUUCUAGAUAGACCAGUGUGGAGUUAUAUAGUGCAAUAUUAAUCGAUUCGCAUUGGGUUAUUUAACAUACUUUUAGUAACAUUUGAAGUGCAAUGCAUAGGCCUAUUUUUUUGUGUGGUGUAAAACUUUAUAUAUAGGGCAAUAUCAAUCGAUUCGCAUUUAAAUUAUAACUAUUUAAAUUGUGGCUAUUUAACUUUCAUAUACUUUUAAUAACUGGAUACGAGAAGAAGAGUUAUAUAUAGUUCAAUAUUGAUCGGUUCGCAUUUAAAUUAUGGCUUUUUAACGUACUUUUAAUAACUGGAGACGUGAAGGAACGGAAAAACUCCCUUGCUAGAGUAACUAUAGCUGGACAGACUGGUAAAUCUGUGUGGGUACUGACUGGAUCGGGAAGAUAAAAAAGGGUAUUACAACCCGAAAUGUUAUAAUCAUUAAAAAAUCUUAACUCUACACCAAUUCUGUUGUGUUGUUGUUGUGCGGGGAUUCUAACAUUUACUUUUAAUAAUAUUUACUGUGUGAUUCACAUAUUUUUGUUUGGUGUAACCGUUUAAGAUUCUCGAUACAGUAGUUUGGAGUAUAUAUACAGCUUAUUAGUGCUCUGUUCAAGUUAAUUUUUUUUUAUCACAGUGGAGGACAUUGUUAUUGUUCAGUUGGGUGGUAUCAACAAUACCCGUGUUCUUUGUAUAUACAGUAUAAUACCAAAAUAGAUAACAGUGUAUUUAGAAGAUAUGGGUAAUACACGAAAUUGGUUUUGGUAAAUCGAAUUUUGUUGGUUUGGUAUUUGCUGCUAAUGUAGCUCUAGCUGUUUUAGUCAAAGCUUUAAAUACGUUUGUAUUAUUGAAGACGUCAUUUAAAAUCAGAUUUAUCGUCAAUGGAUGCCUCAUGUUAAUCGGAUUGUUCGGUGUUGCUUUUGCUUCUAAUUUUUGGUUUGCUCUGGCCUGUAUUGUUGUUGUGGGGAGCAGUGCAGCAUUCGGUGAAAAUGUUACUCUGGGUUUUCUGUCCAAAUUCCCCAGUCAUCUUGUGAAUGCAUGGUCAAGUGGAACAGGAAUGGCGGGUCUCCUGGGUUCUACUAUUUAUAUUAUAUUUGGUUGUAGUGUUGGUAACGGAGAAGAUAAAACGAAGGAUCUACAUACACUCACCAAAUACGCAUUCUUAUUAACAACACCCGUUGUUCUAGUCUACUGGUUAGCUUAUUUUAUUGUUAUAAAGACGGAGAAAGAACAGCCAGUAGAAAUAUUUGUUAAUAAUGAAGAAGAUAGCGAAAGGACACCAAUAUUAGAAAACGUUUCAGAUUAUGAGAUUAAUGGUGAGUAUGAUGUAGAAUCAUCAUGUCAGAGAAUAUGGAGAUGUUUAAAACUUAUAUUAUGGAUGGGAUUUAACUUGUGUGCCGUGUAUGUAUUUGAAUAUGUCGCAAGAGGGUGUGCGGCUAAAGUGAGACAUAAAUCCGAAUAUCACGUGGGUUGCCCAGAACUUUAUGCUGCUUUACAGUUAUGUUACCAGGCCGGCGUGUUUGUAUCCCGAUCAUCAGUUCAGAUGUUUACCAUAAAACGUGUAUAUGUUUUAACACUUCUACAACUUAUUAAUAUGAUUUUAUGGAUAUUUGAUGUCCAUUGGAAGUUUCUACCGGUAACUGUUUUACCCGCGUUGAUGAUAUUUGUUGGUUUGUUGGGUGGAGCAUCCUAUGUGAAUAUAUUCUAUCAGAUAUUACACAGUGAUAAAUAUCCCACAGCUGAUAGAGAACUAUGUAUUAAUAUUACAGCUUUAUUUAUUACGUUAGGAAUUUGUUUAGGAACUGCUCUUGAAACAUCUUUAUUUACCACUGUUUUAAAACAUGAUUAACAUCCUGUAUAGCUAUUACAACAGUGUUUUAUAAAAAAGUUGAAGACAAAUAUAUCUAAACCCGCGCCUUGAAAGAAGAAGCGUGGCAAUUUUUGUAAACUUUAACCUCAUGUGCCAUGGGCUACGUCAUACCACGGAAUGUUUAUAAUCAUACUGUCGUAUGGUCGCUCAUACAAGUAAACUGUAACCCCAUGUGCCAUAAGACAUAAUUGGGUGAUAAAUAAAAUCUCCUACUCAUCUUUUUUGAUAUCGAAACUGUAACCAUGAAAUGUUUAUAACCAAUCUGAUUAAAACACAGAUCCUAUUUCGUUUCCUUUUUUUAUAGAUCAAAAUUUCGUUUUACUUGUCUUUACUACACUAGGAUCUGGAAGAGUUGUUAUCAUUGACGUGUUCUGGAUGGUGUUAGGGAUAAACCAAUGAAACGGUCUGUGGGUAAUCCAUAAGAAACAUCAAUGCUGAUUGGUUAAUCAAAUGUCUGACGUCAUAGGGUCAAAAGCCGCUCGUAUGACCUCUGACGCGACCUAUCACUACAACUUGUCAGAUCUUCAUGUAGUGUAGGCCAUUGAAAGUAUAAAAAAAACGAAACGAAAUAUAGAUCUGUAUAUUAAUCAGAUUGGUUUAUAUAAAUAUCGAUCUGUUGGUCAAACCGACCUUAUAUUCCAUGGUAUUACUGACAUUUUCUUUUGCUGCCCUUAAAACAUUAGAUGAAUUUAAUAAUCGGAAAAUUCAAACUGCGUGACAUUUUUAUUUUUAUUUUAUUUAUGACAGGAUAAAAUAUUCUUUCUAAAAAUAAUCAAUGUUUGACAAUCCGUACAUUUACUAUUAAUUCGACUUGUUAUUCUAGAAAAAUCACUAUUCUUAGCAAUAAAGGUUUGUUGUAUGUUACUGUUAUAAUAUUUCCGAAUUCAUUUCUGAGGUUUUUAUUUGUGAUUUAUGAUAAUUUAAUAAAACACUAUAAGG